Messenger RNA from Topomyia yanbarensis, 8035 nucleotides. It is a transcript of the gene Svil, whose product is annotated as supervillin. NCBI's taxonomy places the organism in Eukaryota, Metazoa, Arthropoda, Insecta, Diptera, Culicidae. Gene Ontology annotation, cellular component: cytoplasm; actin cytoskeleton. The transcript has 8 exons. The record is from RefSeq and is a predicted model, not a curated record. Gene Ontology annotation, biological process: actin polymerization or depolymerization; cytoskeleton organization; barbed-end actin filament capping. The coding region runs from base 8 to 6301 and encodes 2097 amino acids. Gene Ontology annotation, molecular function: phosphatidylinositol-4,5-bisphosphate binding; actin filament binding.
GCCGACAAUGCCGACGGCGACUCAGUUCACUACCCAAGUAAUCUCACCGACGGAUAUGGAUCGGAGUCGUAACAAUCCGAGCAUAACUAGCAAUACGAUGGGUACUUACAGCAGCAAGAGCAGCGGAAACAACAACAUUUCGGAUGAUUCAGGCACCGAGUUUGAUCCCUCGACACUGCAGGUAUCGAAGAAGAUCAAACUUUUUUCCUGUGCAAGAAACCAGAGGAGCGGCGUCCUGACCGCAACCAGUGCGGCUGCUAAUACUGCAGCAUCUACUACUACUACUCUGCUUGCUGCCAGUACGAUCACCAGCAUCACGCCGAACGAUACCGGCCGGCUAGCACUGAAGAAAAAAUCGAUGAAGUUUCGAACGAUCGGGAAGCUAAUCAUGCCAAUGUUUUUGAACGAUAAUAAUAACAAUAUCUCCAACUCAACCUCCCCGCUGCCCGUCAAUGGGUCCAACGUCAGUGGUGAUGCGGCGAAGGAGGUAAAACUGGAAACGGCAGCUGCUGCUGAAGAUGACGUUCCCCAAUAUCGGUCGCUGAAGGUAGAACGAAUACGGAGAAAAUUUAUGGGAAACUCGUCGAUACCGAUCGUUGACGAAGAGAAUUAUUCGACGGUUAAUCGGGACGAAGGGAGCGAUUCCAAUGUUGAAUCCGGAAAGGAGAACAACUAUGACAGUGGUGGAGAGUACGGGGGCAAAUUCGGAGGAUGCUGCGGGGGAAUUGCAGCUCUGAAAAAGAAUCUAAUGAACGGAAAUCGAUCUCAUAACAAGAGCAUUUUGCUUAAUUCGACAGCUGAGCUGGAUGAAAUAGUAGCUAAAGGGAAGGUCUCAACGAUGGCCAAACAAUGGAACAGAUUGCGAGCAAUGACUUUGGAUGUUUCCGUGAUCAAAAGAAACUCACAUUGCAGUGAAAAUUCAUCACUGCAGGAAGGUAUUGUCGGAAGUUUCCCCUGUGAGGUGGAUGGCGAUUGCUACAGUAAUACCAACAACUCGUCGCUGUUGGCACAUAGUUCCUCUUUCAACGGGAGCAAGUCAAGACGGCGUGAUUCACCACAAAUUGACGAUCGGAUUGCUAAAUAUUUCGGGCUGAGAAAACAGCCAAAUGAACAAUCUAACGAAUCAUCAUCCAUUAGUACUGCUGGGUCCAACAAAUCCCGGCGUCGAUCACGUUCACUGCCUCGAGGAAAUCCUCCCGCCCCGCCUCCACAGCUCCCGAUAGAUGAACGAAUCGCAAAAUACUUUGGCGUCAAUAAAAGCUUCUCCGGCAGUUCCGCACUGCAAACGAUUGACAAGCCACUUGCAAUCGUGAAACCUCAGCAGACCAGCCGGACCUUAAUUCCAGAGGAACCUGUAGUCGUCUCGACCAAAGCCGUCCGCAGUGGAAGGCGUCGAUCGCUCUCAGUCCCGAGUGAAAGUGUGUUCGAAGAACUGGCUGCGUCCGAUGAAACUGGCAAAGCAAGGGAUCAUCACGCAGUGAGCUUCUGCUUGGCCACCGAAGGCGGCAUGCCGAUGAUUUCGCUGAAGCUGAUACAGAAUUUUGACGAGUUGAACCUAACGGUGGAGGAUAUAUCGGCGGCGGAUAACGAGUUUGACAAGCUUUACGUAGAUCAAGUGCUAUCCCCCCGUAAACCACCGUUCGCGUACCUGCCAGCAUCAGCACCUCAGCAGCCGCAACCAUUCGUAUCGGAACUGAAGAAAGGCAUCCUCAAAUCCAAGUCCGGCUGCGUUGGUCUCUUCCCGACGGAUCUGAACAGCGAGCUGAAAUCGCGUCUGAAAAAAUCCACCCACUCGUCGGUUAGCAAUCUCAAAAAGUCCACUACAGUGUCCAGCAUUGAUCAGGACGUUCCGCGCGCCGGUUCUUCGUCCGACGAUGACGACGGUGUCGCGCCCGGUAAGAAUCUCGCGAAAAUGCUCCGCAAUGUGUCGAAUACGGCCGUCUCGUCCGCCGGUAGUUUUGUACCACCCCCGGGUGGAGUGGCACUUUUUGCGCCGUCCGCUCCGUUACCGACCACGUUCGCGCCGUUGAGGAAAAGUGAUUUCGCCGCGAGUGGCACCACGAGCGAUGGGGAACAUCCCGGUAGCAGUCGCGGAAAUGCGGAUUCCAUCCUGAAGAACCCCGCUGUGGCGAGACGGAGACGGCAGAAUGAAGGAUACAAGCAACAGCUGGUAAAAAGCAAGAGCCAAUCGGAGCUUGCAACCUUUAUUCCGGCGUCGGCCAUUAUCUACCACAACACGGCGAAACAAUUCGGCGGCCCAGUUGGUAUCGGCGGGACUCGCCCCGGUGGACAUGACCCUGUGAGUAUCGGUGGUCCCAGUGACCCAAGAACGACGGCCAGUUUUCUAAGUCAGCCGAGUACGGCGGCGGAACGCGGAUCGCUACUGCAUCAUCAUCAGCAGCAGCAGCAGCAAGAACAACACCAUCAGGUACCGGGUUUCCUUGGAUUACGGCGCUGCCUAACCGAGGAGAUGCGUCCCGAUCAGGAAUCGAUGGUUAAGAGCGUCUCGAUAGCGGAACGGCUCGCAGCACUGCAAAAAAGCGGCGAGGACGAUUGGCGAAAGCGAGUUGCCAAACAGGAUGUCACCGACAACGUCCGGCGGGAGAAUUUAGUCAAUAAUGCCAUCCUCGUUGCCAAAUCGAUCGAGAGUCCGGUGAAAAAUGCCACACCACGCCCGUUCAGUCGGCCGGCAGACGUCGAAGGCGGAAACAUUUCCGACCGGCUCGGAAAGAUCAAAACGUCUUCGGAGAACUGGAAGAAUCGUGUCGAACUCUCGGAUGCCACCAACUUUACAGUGGCGGGCCGGAUGGCUGCCAGCCAACUGCCCAAGUUGCCGUUCAUCAAAUCCGACACGAAGCAGUCGCCACCGAUGAGCGUGUUCCGCAGUGUCAACCCGCCUCAGCUGGGCCUCGCCAAGAGCCCGUCGAUGAUGGUGUCUUCGGUGACCUCAUCAUCGACGGUUUACAGUCCCGCCACAAUCCCGAACGGACCGUCGCCACCGGCCGUAGCAGCACUGGCCGCCGUAGGUCAACAACUAUCUAGUCAACUGAAUCAACAGCGAACCGGGGGAAUGGGAGCGGACAGUUUUAUGAAGCGUAGCAUUAGUGUUCCCGGGGUGCCCUCGUGCGCCACCGGGGUUGCCGGUGGGGAUCUUAAGUCCCAUGCUGCCGGCGGUUCAAAGGUUUCCAUUCCAAAGCUGGACGACGAAAGCUUUGGCAACUUUUUCACCAAAGUCGAGAAAACCGUAUCAGCUACUAGCGCCAUCACCAGUAGAAGCAGUUACACCAACAUCACCAGCAGCAGUCUUAGUAGCAGUUCGGCGGCGGAGGUUGUCAUCGGAGAUUUCGACACGCUCAAGGUGGACAGCCAGCAGCGGCUGACGCAGAAGAAGAUCGUACAGGGUCCGAAACGUCGCGGGGCCAUGUCGAAGAAUCCGCUCAAGAAGCUGGCUGCUCGGGACGAUCUGCAGACGGAAUACACCGAAAUCAAAACAGGUAUCGCCGACAAAGAGUUGAAGAGACUCAAACUAGAAUCAAUCGCCAAAACUAGCAAUCUGGCCAUAGAAGCGCUUGCUGGCUUAGCUUCCGUGGAGGAUUUCAAAUCAGUCGCUCUAAAAUCUAGCACACUCCCGCUGAACCAGAGCUUUGUCCCGUUCAAGCCGCUUAUGUUGCUGCAUAUCAAGGGUCGACGGCACGUGCAGACGCGGCUGGUGCAACCGAUCGCGCGAUCUAUCAACCGGGGCGAUUGUUUUGUGCUGAUCACGCCGGAUCGACUUUUUGCCUUCCUUGGCCAGUACGCAAACGUGAUCGAGCGCUCCAGAGCCAAGGAAAUUUGUGACGUUAUCGUGCGGGAUAAGGACUUGGGCUGUUCAGCUAGCAGCGCGAUUAUGAUCAGCGAUGGAAAGUACUGCAGUGAACGGCAGCUGCGGGAGUUUUGGAAAUUACUGGGACGUGGUCAGGAAGAUGAGGGAGCGGAUGUUUGUAAUGCCGGACAUGCCGAUGAGGAUGAACUGGUCGAAAGUUGUCUAAUGGAAACGAACAAAGUGUACGAAUUCGACGACGACAUGCUGGUGCCAUUGGAGGAAUAUUGGGGCGCUGCUCCCCGCAUUGCAAUGCUUGAUCCGAAAAAGAUACUGGUUUUUGAUUUCGGCAGUGAGUUGUAUAUUUGGAAUGGGAAGAAUACUUUAAGCGAAGCGAAAAGAGCAGCGAUCAAAUUAACCCAGGAAAUGUUCAUGCAGGAAUAUAGUUUCGAAAUGUGUCAAUUGAAUCCGAUCAACUUUUCCGAGCUGUCCGGAGAUCGGCAGAGGGAUGUAAGACGUAUUGUGAAGACCGGAGCGGUACGUCCAGAGUGGUGUUUGAUUGCCAAAGUUACCCAACACAUGGAGACAAUACUGUUUCGGCAGAAGUUUAUCGAUUGGCCAGAUAUCACGGUACAGUUGAAGGACGAUGGUUACCAGCUGGGGGACACUCCCAGCCUGGAGAUUAAACCCGUCGAUGGAGAGCUGUUGUUCAAGGGAGAACCCUAUGUUGAACCUAAUUUAGUGCUGGAACACUCCAACUUGGGUCGAGGAAACUUUUAUUACGACACAGAUUCGAUGCGUCACUUUGAUGUUCUUACAAUUUCGGUGACCCAGUGGGAGAUUGAUGAGUAUGAGUACAAAGAAAUUCAAGGGACGUCCUGUGGACACUUCUAUUCCGACGAAAGCUAUACCAUUCGCUGGAUGUAUCAGGUUAGUGUAACCGUUCGAGAACUCAGUGGAAAAGUUUCAAAUCGAAGCACGGUCGUUGGACGAGACCGCUGUGCCUACUUCUGCUGGCAUGGUUUGGAUGCACCGGCAAAUGAAAAAGGUGCUGCUGCUUUACUAACUGUCGAACUGGACAAAGAAAAAGGUGCUCAGGUCCGUGUUUCCCAGGGCCAGGAAUCAUCUGCUUUCGUUCGACUGUUCAAAAUAAUGUUCAUUCACAAGAGUAAGAAAACUACCCGAAAUGCCUGGCGUUUAUACAUCAUUACCGGAAACUAUCCGGAAGAAACGGUAUGCACUGAAGUGACUUGCAACGCAUGUCAAUUACGAUCUAGAGCUACGAUGAUUCUCAUUCACGGUGAAAAAGGCCGCGUUAUCCUGUGGAAUGGUUGCAAAGCUCUACCACACACCAGAGAAGUGGGACAGAAUGCACUGACGGCAAUUAUCCAAAACAAAUACACCGAACUUUUUGACGAAACUCUUCCCACCAUCAGUUCCGCGACCCUCGAGGAAGGUCAAGAGUCACACGAAUUCUUCGAAGCCAUCGAUGGAAGUCAGAAUCGCCAUCAGUAUCAUUCAUUGCUCGGUUCCAACCAGGACUUCUCUUAUACACCCCGAAUCUUCAAUCUAACCAGUAUCAAUAACGGUAACUUUGAAGCCACCGAGCUGCAGUAUAAUCUGCGUUGCAAAGAUCUGACAUCACCGUACCCGUUCCGACAGGCCGAUCUGUACAAUGCCCGCCAACCGACGAUUUUCAUGAUUGACAAUGGACAUAUACUGUGGCUCUGGCAGGGCUGGUGGCCAACAGAAGACGGAUCGGGAAGUGAUAGUGGAAGUAACAGCGGAAGUGAAAAUCACAGUAGCUUCGACAGUAACCGUUCCGGUGAGAAUCGCUGGCAGACCGAGCGUAGGGUGGCGAUGGAAACGGCCGUUGCCUACUGGAAUGCGAAACACUGCAAAUCUACCAAAAAGUUUGUCCCAAAGAAAUCGGAAGUUUGCAAUGGCAACGGGAAUGGGCGAGAGCAAGAAGCUCUGCCGGAUGAGAAUGGUAAUGGAACAAUCGAUGAGGUGGAUAUCACGCUUGGGGAGAAGAAAACGUCUAAAUCUGUCAUCAAAAAUGGUGCUGCCUGUGAGGGAAAUGAUGACUGUGUUACUGAGCAAACGACUGCCAAUGGAGAACGGGCGGACGGUGACGAUAAGCUGGAGCAUCAGGAGGAAAUCAAUGGUUACGUCGUUUGGGCUGGUUUGGAACCGUUGGAGUUUAUCGCUAUGUUCCCUGACUGGGAACAGCGAGACGAUGUUGCCGAAAUUAAUGUGCAGGAUGGCCGUAAGUUCGCUCCGCAGCCGAUCGCCAGCAGUCUGUCGCUUUUGUCCCGCAAGGAGUACCCGCUGUCGGUGCUGCUGGAGCGCCCCCUACCCGAAGGUGUCGACCCAACCAAGCUGGAGCUGUACCUUCACGAGCAGGACUACCAGGAAGGGCUCGGGCUUACAAAGCCCGAAUACGAGCAGUUGCCGGCGUGGAAGCAAACCAAACUCAAAAAGGAGCGGGGUUUGUUCUAGACAGGUUCCCAUCAUAUUCAAAACUAAACAUAUACACACAAAAAAAGAACACAUGGAACCGAGGUGCACACGCUCUGAUGUUGUGCUUGUAGUUUUAAAAUUUCACUGUUUUUUUUGCUUUUUUGUUUUUAUCAGUCUGAACCUCGCCUAGCCUUCGCAGGUGAGCUGGUGUGUCAGACAUGAUCAUUUUUUGGCUCGAUCAACUCUUGAACAUUUUAUUUUGUAGUUGUUUACUUUUGUUAUACUAAUUUUUCUGCGUUUUAUAAAAUAGGGUGCUCUCGGCUGAUUUUCUACUUUGAUGUUGUGCUAGUGUUUUAAAUCGAUCGAUGUGAGCAGAGAGCGCCCCCUGCAAGUUAUUGUGUUUUGCGAAACUUUACCCACACUAUGUCAAUAAUAAAAUUAAACAAAUUCUUAAAUCAUGCAAUCGAGAUUUCUUUUAAAACCAGAUUUCAUUCAACUAAACUGUACUCUGUUCUAAUUUAAAUUAAUCAAACGACUGCAGCUUACUUAUAGGCAAACCUUCACCGUUCCACGGAACCAAUGCAAGUGGGAGAUUGCUUGACAUUAUUCACAUUAUUAAACGCAUUAUUGGGCGCAGAUGAUUUCAUCCCGAUAGCAGCAAGCAAAAUAUAUUCUUUUGCCAUAGAAAAACAGCUUAUAUCUGUGUAAAAAUUGUAAUUGUAGUACUCUUAGUACCAUGUAUAUUCAGUAAUAGCUUAAGGAUUAGUGGUGUUUUUGUUUGUUAUUGUGCUAAACAACAUUUUCCAGCUAUUCGUGUAGAUUUUUUGUUUCUGUUUUUUCCCUAAAUUAUUCGAUGCGAGCGCAAGCAAAAAUUGCUUCCCCUUCUCUCUUGCAGUGAUAGUGAUUUAAGAAAACCUAUUUUAUCAUAGCUUUUAGUGCAAUUAAGCAACACCCAACUACGGAAAGAAGCCUGUACUUAAGAUAUAAAAAACAACAAACAAGCAAAGAACUGACAUUGUGGCAUCGAGGAUCGCUACACGCAAUUUUUGGAGAAGACAUUUUAUAAAGCUAUUUUCUACGUGGUACAUGUGUGCUGUAACCAGGAGAGGAUGUGUAGCAGUCGAAAUAGAAAGUCCCUGAACACAUGCAAUUUUGUGUUCCAUAUUUAAACGAAACAACAGAUGAUAAUUACGAUAACCACAAUGAAAUCCCAAUAAAAAAAAGUGAAAGUUAUUGUACUACAGGAAACAACGCAUAUAUUUGAAGAAAAGAAAAUCGCGCAGACAUGAAAACGGGGACACUUUUUCAAGAAUAAGACAAAUAUAAAAACGAAAAAAACAAUCACUAAUCAGCCUCAUCUAUUAGUAACCGAAUACUACUCAUAAUCAGCCUCUGUAAAUGAGGUAUAUACACACCGAUGAAAUAGAAAAUAAACGAUUGUAAACCCGAACGAUUUGAAGAAAUUACAAUUACCUAUAGGAAAACUUUUUUGUCGCUGCAUAAAAAAUAAACAGUGUGUGCGUCGUAUUUUGAAUUAUCCGUUACAGCUGGAAGGAUUAAAUUCCUAACGAAAAUAUAGGGCCCCUAUCAUGGCUAAUUUACUGAACACAAUAGGUAGCACACAUGCCAAGAUACUUUCACUUCUCUCUUCGUGGACAAUGAAUUUGACCAGCUGGUGCAACUAAGUGAUUUAGGACACAACAUUUGUAUGAAACUGAAAGGAAAUAGCAUUGUGGAAAAUAUCGAACUGGAAAACUUUUUACCAAUAUAAAA